CCCAUUCGCCUCCAGUCCACAGCUGUAUCCAGAGCCACUUACUACACCCAAAAGAUGGCACCGGUGGCCGGCAAGAAGGGCAAGAAGGGCAUCUUAGAACGUCUAAAUGCCGGAGAAGUUGUGAUCGGAGAUGGAGGAUUUGUCUUUGCCCUGGAAAAGAGAGGCUAUGUAAAGGCUGGACCCUGGACCCCGGAAGCGGCUGUGGAGCACCCGGAGGCAGUUCGCCAGCUUCACAGGGAGUUCCUCAGAGCUGGCGCGAACGUCAUGCAGACCUUCACGUUCUACGCCAGCGAGGACAAGCUGGAGAACCGAGGGAACUACGUGGCAGAGAAGAUAUCCGGUCAGAAGGUCAAUGAAGCUGCCUGCGACAUUGCGCGGCAGGUGGCGGAUGAAGGAGAUGCUUUGGUGGCGGGAGGUGUGAGUCAAACACCUUCAUACCUUAGCUGCAAGAGUGAAAUAGAAGUCAAAAAAAUAUUCCAGCAGCAGCUGGAGGUCUUCAUGAAGAAGAAUGUGGACUUCCUCAUUGCCGAGUAUUUUGAGCAUGUGGAAGAAGCUGUGUGGGCAGUAGAAGUAUUAAAAACAUCUGGGAAACCUGUGGCUGCUACCAUGUGCAUUGGGCCUGAAGGAGAUCUGCAUGGCGUGUCCCCCGGAGAGUGUGCAGUGCGGCUGGUAAAAGCAGGAGCCGCCAUCAUCGGUGUGAACUGCCACUUUGACCCCGCCACCAGCCUACACACUGUGCGCCUCAUGAAGGAGGGUCUGGAAGGCGCGCGGCUGAAAGCCUACCUGAUGAGCCAGCCCUUGGCCUACCAUACUCCCGACUGCGGCAAACAGGGCUUUAUUGAUCUCCCUGAGUUCCCCUUUGGCCUGGAACCCAGAGUUGCCACCAGAUGGGAUAUUCAAAAAUACGCCAGAGAGGCCUACAACCUAGGGGUCAGGUACAUCGGCGGCUGCUGUGGAUUUGAGCCCUACCAUAUCAGGGCCAUUGCGGAGGAGCUGGCCCCAGAGAGAGGAUUUCUGCCUCCAGCUUCAGAGAAACAUGGCAGCUGGGGAAGUGGUUUGAACAUGCACACCAAGCCCUGGGUCCGAGCAAGGGCCAGAAAGGAAUUCUGGCAGAAUCUUCGGAUAGCUUCUGGCAGGCCGUACAACCCUUCAAUGUCUAAGCCAGAUGCCUGGGGAGUGACCAAAGGGACAGCGGAGCUGAUGCAGCAGAAGGAAGCCACCACUGAGCAGCAGCUGAAAGAGCUCUUUGAUAAACAAAAGUUCAAGUCUGCACAGUAGCCACGGGGCAACUGUUUGGGGCGAAUUCUUCUAUGUCUGAGCCACAAUGUGCACAUAGAAGGAGAGGCGGCUGCAAGGCAAUGCUUAUGUCUUACCUGUACCUGUGCUUGGCCUUAGCUAGACAAAAUGAAAACACAAAGAGCGCUUUACAGUUAUAAGGGGUGCCCUAGAAGCAAAGAGAGGAAAAGUCCACAGUAAACCCUAGACAGGUUUCCUAAGUGUGUGUCAUGUUAGCAGGUGUUCAGGAAAUCACUGUAGCAAAGAGAAAGUCACUCGCAUGUUAACCCCACUUCCGGCAGGAGGCUGGAACAGAGCAAUCACUCAGGGACCAUAUCAUGCAUGGCACAGAGACCAACUUUAUCUAAGGUGUUACUAGCAGUGAACCCCAAGGUCUUUGGAGCAUGAUCCUUAGUGAGAAACGUUUGAUGUAACAGCACUGUAAAACAGAACAUAGAAGCGCAAGGAAGAAACAAAUUGUCCAUUCUGGAAUUUUCUGUUCCUAUUUCCUCCCAUCCCACUGCAUUAAUAAA
Messenger RNA from Chionomys nivalis (European snow vole), 1808 nucleotides. RefSeq names its product betaine--homocysteine S-methyltransferase (gene Bhmt). Gene Ontology annotation, molecular function: betaine-homocysteine S-methyltransferase activity; zinc ion binding. The transcript has 8 exons. Lineage: Eukaryota; Metazoa; Chordata; Mammalia; Rodentia; Cricetidae. The record is from RefSeq and is a predicted model, not a curated record. The coding region runs from base 55 to 1278 and encodes 407 amino acids.